Molecule: messenger RNA, 3606 nt
Organism: Naegleria fowleri
Lineage: Eukaryota; Heterolobosea; Eutetramitea; Acrasida; Naegleriidae
Exons: 4
Coding region: 1-3606 (1201 amino acids)
Biological process (GO): mitotic spindle organization; microtubule-based movement
Molecular function (GO): microtubule motor activity; microtubule binding; ATP binding
Source: RefSeq, a predicted model, not a curated record
AUGUCAUCACCAGCACUUAACCCUCCUGAGAAGGAAGAGAGUCCCAUGCGUGUGGGUGUUCGAUUUCGACCAUUCCUCAAGUCAGAAGUAGAGAGCUGUGGGAGUGACAAACCAAAGUGUUGUGCAGCUUUUCACAAAAACGGAAAAAACGUUUUGAUCAAACACGGCAUUUCAAAUAGUGUCGAAUUUACAUUUGAAAGAAUUUUAAAAACAACAAACAAUCAGGAAGAUGUAUUUGCAACGUGUGGAAAUGAAAUGAUGCAGCGAGUGUUGAAGGGUCAAAAUUGUACCUUGUUUUCUUUUGGCGCUUAUCAAUCGGGUAAAACGUUCACACUUUUCGGAAACACAACCAAAGCUUCAAGUUGGGCUUCGGAAAGUGAACCUCAAAGGUUUGACGGAAUUGUUCCUCGAUUUAUUCGAUUGAUUUUUAAUUAUAUUAUGAAUGAGUCGCCUGAGAGUAUCGAGUUUUCUGUUUCGUUGAAUGCUUUUGAAAUUUGUGGAUUGGAAAAUGGAGUUGAUGCAUUGAUGAAUGAUUUAUUGAAAAAUUCUUCCGCUGAAAGCAAGCUGGACGUGUUAGUCGAAGAAGACACAAACGUUGUUGAGAUUAUUGGACUAACCGAAGUCUUUGUGACAAGUGACGUUGAAUUGUUUGAAUCUGUAGCUUCUGCAUUGGCGAAACGAUCAAAGAAACACAGUUCGGCCUUCUUUGAAAUCAAAUUUGUACAACACGACACUCAAACGAAUUUAACCAAAGAAAGUCGUUUUACUGUCAUUGAUUUGGAUGCAGAAAGACCCUCCGAUCCUCAUCGAAAUGUUCGCCAAGAUGGAUGUAAAGUAUUCAAAGAUGUUGCUGAAGCACUGUAUUCCGAAUCUGAUGAUUACGAUUAUUUCUCAACCACGCUCAAGUGUUUACUCUUUUCGAGAGUUUUUGUGAACACAUCAAGUUUUGCAUUUGUCACCUUGUCACCCUUGACCAAUGUCGUGGAAGACCAAACCAUUCCAUUCUUGCAAUUGGCAUCCAAGAUUAAUGAGUUGUCGAGCGAUGUCAUGGUGAAUUAUAUUCAAGAACACGAUGCAUUGACAGAAGAAACUCAAAAACCAGCACAACAACAAGAAUCUCCAACGCCUCAGACAACAAUGCAAGAAAAACAACCAGAAACUCUUCUUCAAGAAAAACCUCAAAAACAAAUGGUACUCGAAGAAAAAUUAAUUCCUGCCGCACAGGAAACUCAAAAAUCAUCUCCUCAACCACCUAAACAAUGGACUCCACAAGAGGAGGAGACACCUAGAGAAUUGAACAAACAAGUUUCAAAGAAUGCAGACAAUUCUCCUCCUCAACAACAAUCAAAUCUCUCCGGGGAGGUUAAGGAAUCUUUGCCAACAGUGGUGAUUACGACUCCUGUAUCUUCAACUGCAUUGGAUGUGAAAAAGUCUGAGGAAUAUCAAAAAUUAUUGAAUGAGAAAUUGCUUUUAGAAGAAGAGGUUCCUUCAUUGAAGGCCCAAAUUUCAUCUUUGAAAGAGCAGUUAGAACAUGAAGAAGAGAAAACUUCACAACUUGAAAGAAUGAUCCUUCAACACGAGUCACAAUCUAAGGAAACUAAAAAGCAGUUGAAGGAAAGCCAAUCAUUGCUGGAACAAAUUCAAAAAGAAAAAGCUCGAUUCGAGAAACAAGUCAAAGAAUCACAAGAAGAGUUGCAACACUUGAAGGAGAAAUUAAUCAAUGAAGAAUCUAAUAGAGAUGAACUGGCUGAAAAAGUAGCCGAACUUGAAAAGAGCACUCAACUAGGAAAAAACAUUGAAGAAGAUUACAAGUCACAAAUCCACAAACUUCAAAAGGAAAAUCAAGAGUUGAAAGAAAAAUCUAAAAAACAAGUCAAAUCAUCUGGAUCAACUCCUCUUGACAAAAAAUCAGAAGAAGUCGAACAGGAAACCAUUUCACACUUGAAGGCACAAUUAGAAGAGUUAAAAUCCAUCAACACAGAACUCUCUUCCAAAUUAGAUCAUGUUGAAAAGAAGAAUAUUGAGCUUGAAGAAGAAUUAGUCGAAGCAGAAAAGAAAGCACUCGAAUCUGACGAUCCUUCUCAUCAACUUAUUGAAAAGUUGAAAUCCAAAAACAAACUCUUAUUGGAACAACUGAAUGCUGCCAAGAGAGAAAAUUUGAAAGCACGUGAGAAGGUGUCUGAAACUUCCAUGAAAACACUCGAAAUGAAAAUUUCAGAAUAUCAACAAUUGGUUUCACAAUUCAGUGGACAAUCUAUUAAUGCUUCAGCCUCUGUUGAGACAGUCAAAUCAUCUGCUAUUGAUUCACAACAAGCUUCUUGCAAUACAGACGAAGACGAUCUUUCUCUAAAUCCACAAGAAAAGUUGAAUAUGCAAAAAUUGAAAGAAAAGGUGACAGACCUCACCAACAAACUCAAUGCAGCUCGUAAGAAAGCAACAGAAAUGGAAAUUGCAAGAAUGAAAUGGCAAGAGGGUGAAAAGGCUUCCAAACAAAAGAUUACUCAUCUCGAAAAUGAAAUUGAAGAAUUACGUCAAAAAUUUGGAACCAAAGAAAAUUCACUCAAAGAAGAAAUUGAUCAACUUCAAAAGGAAAUUAACACACUCAAAGAAAGUGAUCAAAAGCUUCGAAAUGAAUUAAGAAAGCUCGAAAAGGAAAAGAAAGACCUCGAACAAACCAUCAAAACAGAAAAUGCCAAUCGCAAAAAGAGUGUCAUGGUGUUACAACAAGUUCAUGAAAACAAUAAUGGAAUUUUGAGGAAUGAGCUCGUUCAAGCGAAAGAGAGAAUUGAAAUAUUGGAACGUGAAUUGAAAAAACAAGGAAUUUUGAACAAUACGAGUUCGGCCUUGAUGAGAUCACAAUCCAUUUCUCCAACCAAGUCAUCGCCACAACAACAAGUGACGAAUAUGCCCAAUGACUCCACAACAACAACAACUGUCAACAACAAUGAAACUGAAGUGAUACCUAAAAAACUCAAUGAUGAUUCAGAAAAGCAGCAAAAAGAGAGAAUGCAACGACAACAAAAAGAAAUGAAUUCAAAAAGAAUCUCUGUAAGAAUUAACAAGAAUGCCAUGCAACAGAUUCGUUCUGAAUUGGAAGCUCAAUUAUUGAAGAAUCCACCAUCGUCAGCAAAGUCUCCUGCAGUUUCCACUUCUUCAUUGGAUUCUCUAGACGAUGUCAAACAUGUCGAAGAAGAUGACGAAGAAUAUGAUGCUCCCAACAAUGCUGAAUAUGAUCCUCAACUGACCGAAGGUACCAUUUCCGAAAAUGUAAAACCAAAAUUCGACAAAAAUGGAUAUCUCUAUAAGAAGGGACCAAAAAUUAACAUUUUCAAAAAGAGAUUCUUCAAAAUGGAUGGACAUCAUCUUUAUUACUACCAUGACUCCAAAGAUCUCUCAAAACCCUUAGGUGUGAUCGAUUUACGAGUGGCUCUCUCCGAAAUUGCUCCCGAAAAAUCCAGCAACAAGAGAAGGUUUGUGUUCAAAGUGGAAAUUCCUGGAAAGAUUUAUUACAUGUCUGCUUCAUCUAAGGAAGAUCGUGACGAAUGGGUCGUUUCCUUAAAACAAUUGAUUCAAAAACUCACCACUGAAAAUUCCUUUCACCAUUAA